AUGGCGGCCGUCUCAUUCCAAGGGCAGACAUGGAGUCUGCUGAGGAAGAUAACACAAACUAGUGUGGUUUCUGUACGAUGUAAAUCUAGUAUCAGUAAGAAGUACUGGAAAGAGAGAGAGAGAGAUACAACAUGGGCACAACCACUACUUGAUUGGCAAGAAGAGAAACAAAAAAUACAGAACCAAGAAAUCUCCCCACUACACAUGGUCGUAAGGAUUCACAAUCUCAAGGGUAUACCAAAAAAAGAAAAAGAAAUUGCCAAGAUUCUUGGCUUUGGAGAAGGCACAAAGAAACAGCAGAAAGUACUGUUGAAGAACAUCCCUACUAUUAAUGAGCAGCUAAAAUUUGUACAGCACCUUGUGAAGAUUGUGCCAGUAACAUUUCCCUAUGGUCUACCAGAGAGUGAGGAAGACUAUGAACACUGCUAUCUACGUGACAAUGGAGAGUUUGUUGUGCGACGGAAGAUCCCUAGUGCAGAAGAAGGCCUUCCAGAGAAUGUAGGAACCACAGUGGACUGGGAACCAUCAGUUUGGGAAAUGGACAGGGAAACAGUUCAAAAACAAAAUAGAAAGAAAUUAGUAGAAUAUGAUAUCAAUUCAGAAUUUUUCAAACCUCAGUAUGUAUAUAAAAACAACAAGGAUGGUAAAGAACAUACAUAUUUUGGAGACAAGAGAUUCAAUGAUAGGGGAAGAACGUGGUACUAAAUGUUUACCAAUCAGGUUCUGUUUUCAACUUUAUGUAAAUUAAAUUGUGAAAUUAAACUUUGUCAUAUUUUUCAUCGUCAAA
Molecule: messenger RNA, 787 nt
Organism: Ylistrum balloti
Lineage: Eukaryota; Metazoa; Mollusca; Bivalvia; Pectinida; Pectinidae
Product: large ribosomal subunit protein uL30m-like
Exons: 3
Coding region: 1-705 (234 amino acids)
Biological process (GO): translation
Cellular component (GO): large ribosomal subunit; mitochondrion
Molecular function (GO): structural constituent of ribosome
Source: RefSeq, a predicted model, not a curated record